Messenger RNA from Caenorhabditis angaria, 1188 nucleotides. The record is from the annotation of a GenBank genome assembly. Lineage: Eukaryota; Metazoa; Nematoda; Chromadorea; Rhabditida; Rhabditidae.
AUGGAUCAAGCAAAACUGCAUAUGAAUUUGGAAGCUCUUAAUUAUGACAUGUCGGCUUUGUAUGAAGAACAACGCGAAACUCCAAUAUCAAUAGGUAAAAAAACGAGAACUUUCGAUCAACUUCGAGUAGAUAUUUAUAAUAUCUUGAAAACACCAGUGAGUUUGUUUUAUUCAUUGUUAUAUUAAAGGAGGAUAUCCAAUUGUCUGUCGUGAAGAGUAAUUCCCCUGUUAAUAUAAUUAUAUUCAAAUAAACACCUCUUUUUUCCAGUGCGAAGAAAAGCAAAUGACGUUGAAGAGAAUUGUGCCAAUUGGAAGUGUUGCAAUGAGCUUAUCCACACAUUACAGUAAUUUAAAUCUAAUUAUUUGCAUUGAAAAAACUGAUGGUGAUGAAGGACAGUUCUUUGGAAAUGAUAACAAUGCGAUUUUGCGUUAUUUGACUGAGAAACUGAAAACUCUUGAAGGAUAUGAAGAAAUCAAUUAUAUUGAUGAGAUUGUGCCAUCUAUCACAGGCUUCAAGGAUAAUGUUGCGAUACAGAUUACAAGUCAUUAUGGAACUUCUGUGCCAACCAGUUAUAUUGCAGCAAGAUUCAUAACAAAUGUCAUGAAAUUCUAUCCAAGUUUUGCCAUACUUCAUAUUGCUUUGAAAGGGACAUUCAAGAAUGAUCAAUUGGGUAAUAAUCAGCAAUAUUUCCCCAAUUCAUAUGCACUUUCAAUGAUGAUAACACACUUUCUCGUCGAAAAAGAAUUUCUGCCAAACUUGCAUCAACAAUAUCCCGAACGUUUUGAUCCGAAAAAUGCCACUUGGGAUUUCGAAAUGAUUCCGGACAAUGAUGUUUUGGAAUUUGGAAAAAAUGAGACUCCCGCGCAAACUCUAUAUCAUUUUUUGGAGUAUUACAUCAACAAACCGAUAUGCUCUUUCAGUAUCAAUAUGAAAAACAAUGAAAUGGUGGAAAGAAAUCAAUCGUUGGGACUUGUAAUCAUUGAUCCGUUUGAUGAUCAUAAUCCAGGAAGAUUGGUUACUGAUAAUCAACCAUUCAUUGAAUGCCUCAAGUGAGCUUUACUUUUAAUUUUUAUUUUAAACAUAUAGUUCUUGUUGUUUUCAGGAGAACUCAGAAAUUGAUUGGAACAUUGGAAUUAUGGGAUAUGCCGCGAUUGAUUGAUGGAAAAUCAGAGAUUCAAAACGCAUAA